AGCAAGAUGGCGGCGCCCUGGAGCCGGUGAGGUGAGAGGACACGGGGCUCCCGGGGACAGCUGCACCGGUGCGUUAUGGCCGCGUCCCCGCACACCCUCUCCUCGCGCCUCCUCACAGGCUCCGUGGGAGGCUGUGUCUGGUAUCUCGAGAGAAGAACUAUACAGGAAUUGCCACACAGGGUCACACGUCUGUUCAGGAAUGUCAAUAAUCAGUGGGUCAUGGUCCAGCACUUAAGCUUCCUCAAGCGCAUGUAUGUCACACAGCUGCACAGGGGCCUUAGCCAGCGAGUCAAACCAAAGCCAGAGCCAGCAACUUCUCCAUUCCUUGAACACAUGUCUUCAGGGCAGGCUAGAGCAGAAGUGGAUGAGCUGCCAUCUCUGUCAGCCUCCAGCCUGCCUUUGUCCCAGAAGCCAAAUGAGGAGUUGAUGGAGCUGAAGGCUGCCUCCAUAGUGGAGCAUGCUGUCGACACAGCCAAAGAGACAAAGGAAGAAAGGCAGUGGAAAGAGAUGAAACUUCACGCUGACGAUCUGCCCGGCAUUUUGGCUCGACUGUCCAAGAUCAAACUCACAGCUCUCGUCGUGAGCACCACUUCAGCAGGCUUUGCGCUGGCUCCAGGCCCUUUCGACUGGUCCUGCUUCCUGCUUACUUCCCUUGGAACGGGCCUUGCAUCCUGUGCUGCCAACUCCAUCAAUCAGUUUUUUGAGGUGCCAUUUGACUCGAACAUGAACAGAACAAAGAACAGGCCCCUGGUUCGCGGACAGAUCAGCCCAUUGCUAGCCGUGUCUUUUGCCACCUGUUGUGCUGUGCCAGGAGUGGCCCUGCUGACCUGGGGAGUGAAUCCACUCACAGGAGCCCUGGGGGUCUUCAACAUUUUCCUAUACACCUGUUGUUACACACCGCUGAAGAGGAUCAGCAUCGCCAAUACCUGGGUUGGAGCCGUGGUUGGAGCCAUCCCCCCUGUCAUGGGCUGGACGGCCGCAACUGGAAGCCUUGAUGCUGGCGCACUCCUUCUGGGUGGGAUCCUGUACUCCUGGCAGUUCCCCCACUUCAACGCCCUGAGCUGGGGCCUCCGUGAAGACUACUCCCGAGGAGGCUACUGCAUGAUGUCAGUCACGCACCCAGCCCUCUGCCGGCAUGUGGCACUGCGCCAUUGCCUGGCUCUGAUUGCUCUGUCGACUGCUGCCCCCAUACUGAACGUCACCACGUGGGCCUUCCCCAUCAUCUCCCUCCCCAUCAACCUGUACAUCUCCUACCUCGGCUUUCGCUUCUACGUGGAUGCAGACCGCCGGAGCUCGAGGAAACUGUUCUUCUGCAGCCUGUGGCACCUGCCGCUGCUCCUGCUGCUCAUGCUCACCUGUAAGCAGCGGCCAGGUCGGGAGGGGGACAAAGGAGAGGCUCCAAGCUGAAAGCUAGCUGGUGUGUGGGGAACGUGAGAGCAGACAUGUGCAGGCGAAUGCAGAGCACUGCCCUGGGCCAGUGGGAGUGUGUUUUGGUGAUUCUGGCCUGCAUACGGAGAAAUGGAUGGUUUAGCUGGUGUCAGAUCGACGGGUGCUGUGUCAUCACUUAACGGUUCUUUUUAUAUUAAUAUCCAAACUGCCUCCCAAAUAAGAAGGGACUGGCAUAGUGAGUUAAUACAAAAGAGAAUAUUUUUCUCCUUGAAGGUCUUUAAGCAUCUUUCCCUCUAGCCCUGUGUUCUCUCGCCCACAUGACACCUUUGCACAUCUUCCCCUUCCCAGCACACGCAUACACAAAUACCACCUGAAGGCCAUGUGGCCACUGUUCAGACAGCUGGAUGCUUGAAACCCAGACUCUAUAGUUCUGUAUCCUGAGGCUCCCACAGGCUGCCUCAGAAGAGUAUGUACUGUGGCUACAGCACCCCGUCUCUGCCAUGGAGACGGGGCCUGACUAGCUUUCUCCUUACCAGCGUUCUCAACCACAUAUCCCAUAGAGUAACAGAACAUAGGGAGUGAGGAUUCCAAACGGUUGCCUGUAGCAUCCCAGGCUGCACGGCCAGCACCUACCAUCACCCCCAUCCCCACCCCACAUCGGGACUUCAGAAACACCCGGAAGUGCAUGGCGCCUUCAUCCCUCACUUUGAAGUGUAGGCACGGUCUGAGCAUUUCUUUCUGGAAGGGUGUCACUUGACAUGAUCCCAGAACCCCCUCGGGCACUGUACCACUGUAGUGGUGUCUGGCUGUCAGAAUUUUGCUGAUGACCUUCUUGGGACUUCAUGGAAAAGAGAGUGAGCUGGGCCAACAGUCAUUCUGUGCUCAUUCUUACCACUUUUGUGUAAACAGCAUUUUCACUCUGGUGCCUCCUGAGUCUAGAAAUCCUCCUCUGUGUGUCCAGUGGGAUUCAGAGAGGGCCAGUUGGGCCCCUAGUGGCCAUGGAUCCAGUUCUGAGAAUUCAUGGCCUCUGAUACAAAAUGCAGUCACCUGUAAGACUUCAGUCUUAUGUGUACCCGUCCAGGUCCACAGAGAGGCCUGUUGCCUUAAAGUUGUGGAGCCUGGCAGGGUGUUUGAGUUCCUUGGUCUCCCAGGGUGCUGUGCCCUGUUGGGAUUCUCUCAAGGGGUUUAAGCCACUUGAAAACAGUUCUUGAAUUUGGACUGUUCUCUCAAAAAUGUGGAAGGCGUGGGCUGUGGUCCAAAGGCAGAGCACUUGCUUAGCUAUGCUCUAGGCUCAGGGUUUGAUCUCAAGCACCCCAACCCCCCAAAAGAAGAAAAAGAAAAAAGUGGGGUGGGAUGGGGUAAGUUUGGGUCUAGAGUGACUCAGCACUCUGGUACCGCUUUCUGCCUAUUGUAAUAUUACCUGCUGGCUGUGUCCUGGCUGGUUACUGUGGGAACGGAAUGGGGGUGUCUGCAAAGGGCAUCUGUGAUUUGUUGCAGCCUCUCAGUCUGUAAAGUGUUGAUUCUCCUCCCAAUAAAACAGUUACAU
This is a messenger RNA of Microtus ochrogaster (prairie vole), 2935 nucleotides long. It is a transcript of the gene Cox10, whose product is annotated as cytochrome c oxidase assembly factor heme A:farnesyltransferase COX10. NCBI's taxonomy places the organism in Eukaryota, Metazoa, Chordata, Mammalia, Rodentia, Cricetidae. Gene Ontology annotation, biological process: heme A biosynthetic process. Gene Ontology annotation, cellular component: mitochondrion; mitochondrial membrane. Gene Ontology annotation, molecular function: protoheme IX farnesyltransferase activity. The record is from RefSeq and is a predicted model, not a curated record.